Molecule: messenger RNA, 2327 nt
Organism: Perognathus longimembris pacificus (Pacific pocket mouse)
Lineage: Eukaryota; Metazoa; Chordata; Mammalia; Rodentia; Heteromyidae
Gene: Upk2
Product: uroplakin 2
Exons: 5
Coding region: 569-1123 (184 amino acids)
Biological process (GO): epithelial cell differentiation
Cellular component (GO): apical plasma membrane
Source: RefSeq, a predicted model, not a curated record
UCUGCCCCGAGUGUCCUCUUCUUUAUUCUGUUUCAGGAAUGUUCCCCAGCCCCUCAAGGCGGAUUGUGCUCACCCUGCUACAACUGGGCCAGUGUCUAACUCUCUCGGUGUCUCCCUGGCCAUCUGGUCCCCAUACUCCAGAGGGAUCUGCGGGGCUGCACAGUCACCCCAGUCUCUCCCAGACCAGCAGCUCUGGGCCACAGUCAACACCCAGAACUGGAACCCUUGUCUCUAUAGGCCCCCAUCCCCUUCUAGCAGUUUCCUCUCCCAUUCUUAAACAGCAAAAUCUUUUCUGGAGUCCCUUGCUUAUUUUCUUCACCUCAGGGCAACUGCAAAACUACCAUCCCCACCCCCUCUUUCCUGGCCUGAGGGCCAGCUCCUCAUCUUGAAGAACCAGUCUGGGGGCCCUCCCUGAGGCUACAGGGCCCCAAGGGCAGGUUGGACUGGAUUCUCCUCCUGCCCCUCCCACCCUCAAGACAAAAUCAGCCACCCCAGGACAGGACCUCACUGGCCUCAGGAAACCCCAGCCCUGCCAGUGCCUGUUCCAGGUUCCAGCUUCCAGCCCAGCAUGGCAUCUCCGAUGCCCAUCCAGACCGUGCCCUUCAUCCUGGUUCUGCUGGGUAUCUUGGCUCCAGGAGCUGCAGAGUUCAACAUCUCCAGCCUCUCUGGCCUACUGUCCCCAGCACUCACAGAAAGCCUGCUAGUCGCUUUGCCCCCCUGCCACCUCACGGGAGGCAACGCCACACUGAUGGUCCGGAGAGCCAAUGACAGCAAAGUGGUGAAGUCCAGCUUUGUGGUGCCUCCGUGCCGCGGACGCAGAGACCUGGUGAGCGUGGUGGACAGUGGCGCUGGCUUCACCGUCACCAGGCUCAGCGCGUACCAGGUGACCGACCUCGCGCCGGGAACCAAAUACUACAUUUCCUACCAAGUGCAGAAGGGGACGACCACCGAGUCCAGCCGAGAGACCCCGAUGUCCACCCUUCCUCGAAAGAGCAUGGAGUCCAUUGGGCUGGGAAUGGCCCGCACAGGGGGCAUGGUGGUCAUCACGGUGCUGUUGUCUGUUGCCAUGUUCCUGUUGGUUGUGGGCCUCAUUAUUGCUCUGGCACUGGGUGUUCGAAAGUGAAGAGCCUGUCUGCAUGGUGAUGAAGUCCAGCACUGUCCCCGUCCCCAGCUGCCUCCUCCCAGACCUCAGCCACCCCCCUUCUUCUCCCUGCUUCUCAUCUCCCGCCCUCUGUCCUUCUUGGGGUCUUCCAUGUCUCACCUCCCAACACUCCCUACCAGUCUCCUCCCCUCUACUGUCGGCCACCUUUCCUCCCAUCUACCCACUCUACCCUCAUAACAACCUCCUCCUCCCUUUGUGACCUUGUAGCUAUAAUAAAGGCUGACCGCCACACCUUUGUGUCUCCCUUAAUAAAGUCCCCUUGGGUGUAGACCUAUAUGUCAGGCCGCAGGUGCACCCUGUCUCCUUCCUAGCCCAAGGCCCAGACUGGAUCUUCUUAUGAGGGAGGCAGUCAGGGGAGAGGAGAGGAGAGCCAAAACGCACACCAAUCAAGGUUUAUUCAAUUCUUUGACAGUGCAAGAACAUUAGUUCUGUAACAUUAGUCAAUUCUAUUAUUGGUCUUAUAUAAACAUAAACAUAAAUACACAUACAUAUACAUCUAAAAUUUGAAUUUUUAGAAACUUUAGUUGUGUUUUCAACUUUGGAAAAAGUAUUCUAGUUUACUGUGUUAGCACUGUACAGAAAUGAACUACCUUAUUGACAUAGAAACUUUAACCUGCACUCACUGCACUAAAUUUGUGAGGCCUCAUCUCUGCGGGUUUGGUUACAAACUAAAUGUUCUAAAUAGUAAUUUAAAAAUGCAAUAAAAAGUAGAGCUGGGCACCCAUGGCUCAAAAAAGGAAGUAUAUAGGACAAGAAAAGAGCUAGGGUUGUAACUCAGUGGUACAGCACUUACUUGGCCAGGUAUAUGUGAUGUCAUGGGUUCUACUCGUAGCACUGCAUGAGGAAAAAAGACAAUGGAUUAUCCGUCACUCUAAAAAUAAGAGGAAAAUUCCUUAGACUAAAUUUAAUAGGUGAAUUUGAACAAAGACAAAGUAUGUUUGGGGGAAUUUGGCAGCUGCCAGACCAGAGCAGGUUCUGAGAAGUCCCAAUACCACUACAAUUUGACAACAGUGAUAGGAAGAAAUGAAGUGUAAACUCCAAUAUGGAAGCUAGGCCUAAAAGGCAUGAGCAUACCUAUAGAGCCUCAUUUACAUACCAAUACACAGAACAUGAAUCCAACUAAUGGACUACUUAGGGAGAGGGAAGAAAAAAAGAAGAAAAGUGG